ACACCAAAGAAAAGUAGUGGUGAAAAUGUAUGUUUGCAUUUGGAUGGUUGACUUGGAGUGCUCACGGAAAUCGGCAGCCGUUUAAUGUUCCACAAAACGCUCGUCCCCUUCUCUUCGUCUUCCUCUCCUGCUCCUUCGCUGUCGUCUCCGUUCUUCAUUCCUCAGCCUACCUCCAUUCCUCUGCCACUUGGCCCGCUUCAGCUGCCGUCCCCUGUUCCUUCUUUGGUCUACUUCAACUGCUCGCAGGUAGAAAGAGAGGUGAGAAUGGAGGAGGCGCUGAAACAUAGCAUGCCGGGGAGCAGUUUAUACUCAGGACAGCAGCGGCUUCAACAGCAGCAGCAGAACAAGGUGACGGUGAACGAGGAUUGGGGUUGGGCUGCCGAAAGAGGGAACCUUUUGGGAGAGGAGUUCUCGGUGGACGACCUCCUCGACCUCGGAGACUACGCGGAGAACUACAAGGAAGCAGAGGCGGCGAAGGAGGUGGUUGAAGAAGUCACUGCUAAAGCCGAAGCUCCCGAAGCAGGGAACGGGGAAAGAGCUGAUUCCAACAAUUCUUCUCCUCCUUCCACGAGUUCGACUCUCUCCUUCCAAUCACUGCAGCCUCGUCUUUCUGAAAUCAGUCUUCCCGCGCAUGAUGCUGAAGAGCUGGAGUGGGUAUCUCUCGUCAUAGAAGGCUCCUCCUCAGAGUUUUCGCAGUGCCCUGGCGUUGCUCACACCACUUCAGCGCCGCCGCCUCACGGCCAAACCGGUACCCCGGCAGUAGCAGCAGCACAAGGUGCAUCCCCUAAGAGCCCAGCGGUCUGUGGAUUCUCCAAAGAAGUUAUGGUCCCCAUGAAGGCCAAACGCAGCAAGCGUUGCCGCUCCGCCGCCGCAUGGAACACCUCCAUCUCAUGCCUCGUAUACGACCGCCAUCCCGCCGCCGGCGCUGACCAAAGCUUCCUCCUAUAUGACGCCACGCCGCCCCCAGCCAAGAACCAACGGCCGAAGAAACGUGGCCGGAAGCCAAAGCCAUCAGCGACCGCCGCUUCCGGCUCCUGCGAGCGGCGGUGCAGCCACUGCGGGGCCCAGAAGACGCCGCAGUGGCGGGCCGGGCCCCUCGGCGCCAAGACCCUCUGCAACGCCUGCGGCGUCAGGUUCAAGUCCGGCCGCCUCCUCCCGGAGUACCGUCCCGCCUGCAGCCCUACCUUCGUCAACCACAUCCACUCCAACAGCCACCGCAAGGUCCUCGAAAUGCGGCGCAAGAAGGAGGCGGAUCUCCUCAUCUUCCCUGCCGCGCCGCCGGUCCCUUCCUUCUGACGAGCCGCGCCGCGCCCGGUUCGCCUGCCCGAAUCGCCCGGUUCAGACCCGGUCGGAUGUAAAAUUUGUACCGUAUGGCUUUUCCCCCCUCACACAAAUAGCAUUAGCUACCUUUUCUCAGUGUUUUACUGGCAGCUAUCUCUGGUAUUUGACCAUGUGGGGAGUAAGGAAGAAACGUCUGACAUGACUGUUCUCUUCUCAUCAUCUUCUACUAUUAGAGAUUCCCAGCAUAUAGAGAGAGGAAUAGAUAAUUAAGCACAGGUGGCUUCGCAGUGGAUGAUGAGAGAACGCUUGAAAUGGGAUUGGUUUUAGCAGUCUUUGUAUA
Molecule: messenger RNA, 1621 nt
Organism: Musa acuminata AAA Group (dessert banana)
Lineage: Eukaryota; Viridiplantae; Streptophyta; Magnoliopsida; Zingiberales; Musaceae
Product: GATA transcription factor 5-like
Exons: 4
Coding region: 85-1296 (403 amino acids)
Biological process (GO): regulation of DNA-templated transcription; cell differentiation
Cellular component (GO): nucleus
Molecular function (GO): zinc ion binding; sequence-specific DNA binding
Source: RefSeq, a predicted model, not a curated record